Molecule: messenger RNA, 2409 nt
Organism: Amphibalanus amphitrite
Lineage: Eukaryota; Metazoa; Arthropoda; Thecostraca; Balanomorpha; Balanidae
Gene: CCT3
Product: T-complex protein 1 subunit gamma-like
Biological process (GO): protein folding
Cellular component (GO): chaperonin-containing T-complex
Molecular function (GO): ATP-dependent protein folding chaperone; ATP hydrolysis activity; ATP binding
Source: RefSeq, a predicted model, not a curated record
GUUCUUGUCGUUCUCGUCUUGAUCAUGGAUCUUGAUCUAGCUGAGCUUUGACCCUACAAAAAGUUUUGAAGUUUUUGAAGGAAAAUAAAGGAAUCCGGAAAAUUUAAAGUGAUAAUUCUAUCAAAAUAAAUUGGACAGCUUUCUUGAGUGCCAAAAACUUAAGUAAAUAAACUAAUUCGAAUACAUUUUUUAUUUUUAGUCGUACAAACCGAAUUGAACUUGACAUUAGUAAAAAAGCAAGAAAUCUGGAUUUUUGCUCAGGGGUGAUCACGUGAAGAGAUUUGGUAGCUUUUUGGACGUUUCGAGAAUAUGGAAGCUUUUAAUAAUUCCAAAAGCUACGCAUCUGCUAUGUUUAGUGGCGCCCAGUCUUUUUUUAUAGCAUGAGUAAUUUCAGGCCUUUGUGAUAGUUCUGGAUAGGGCGAUGCUCAAAAUAUUUCAUGCUAUCAAAUCUCUUGUCACCGGUCUGCUGCUCUCUGCCUUGCUGGGGGCUUUGUGAGUUUUGACCUCGUGGUUUGCUGGGUGGGGCUAGGAUAUAUAUUAAUUGAUAUUAAUCUUCGUCGCAAAGCAAUUCACAUUUUUCGCAAACAUGUUUGGAGCUUCAAGACAACAGCCCAUUCUUGUGCUGAGUCAGAACACAAAGAGGGAAAGUGGGAAGAAGGUUCAGCUAGAAAACAUAUCUGCAGCAAAGACCAUCGCCGAUGUGAUCCGCACGUGCCUGGGCCCGCGGGCCAUGCUCAAGAUGCUGAUGGACCCGAUGGGCGGCAUCGUCAUGACCAACGACGGCAACGCCAUUCUGCGCGAGAUUACGGUGCAGCACCCGGCGGCCAAGUCGCUCAUCGAGAUCGCGCGCACACAGGACGAGGAGGUCGGCGACGGCACGACGUCGGUGAUCGUGCUGACCGGCGAGAUGCUGGCCGUGGCCGAGCCGUUCCUGGCGCAGCAGAUGCACCCCACCGUCAUCAUUAAGGCCUACCGGCGCGCCCUAGAGGACCUCGUUCACAUACUCGAGGACAAAAUUAGUGUGGAGGUGGACACCACGGACCGGAGCGCAGUGCUGGCCAUCAUCAACUCGUGUCUGGGAACAAAGUUCCUCGGCAAGUGGGCAGACAUGGCCUGCAACAUGGCUCUCGACGCCGUGCAGACGGUCAAGCUGGACGAGGACGGCCGCAGUGAGAUCGACAUCAAGCGCUACGCCAAGGUCGAAAAGAUCCCGGGCGGCACCAUCGAGGAGUCGCAGGUGCUGCGCGGCGUGCUAGUCAACAAGGACGUCACCCACCCCAAGAUGCGGCGGCGCAUCGAGAACCCGCGCAUCAUGCUGCUCGACUGCACGCUCGAGUACAAAAAGGGCGAGAGCCAGACUAACAUCGAAAUGAUGAAGGAGGAGGACUUCACAAAGAUCCUCGAGCUGGAGGAGCAGUACAUUCAGAAGCUGUGCAACGAAAUCAUCAAACUGAAGCCGGAUGUGAUUUUCACCGAGAAGGGCAUCUCCGACCUCGCCCAGCACUACCUAGUCAAGGCGGGCAUCACGGCCAUCCGUCGCGUGCGGAAGUCGGACAACAACCGGAUCGGCCGGGCGUGCGGCGCCACCGUGGUGAACCGGACCGACGAGCUGCGAGAGGACGACAUCGGCACUGGCGCCGGACUGUUCGAGAUCAAAAAGAUCGGCGACGAGUACUACACGUUCAUCACCGAGUGCAAGGACCCCAAGGCGUGUACCAUCAUGCUGCGCGGCGCCAGCAAAGACAUCCUCAACGAGGUGGAGCGUAACCUGCAGGACGCCAUGCACGUGGCGCGCAACGUGCUCUCCAAGCCGCGCCUGGUGCCGGGCGGCGGCGCGGCGGAGAUGGCCGCCGCCACGCUGCUCACCCGCCAGGCCACCGGUAUCAAGGGCGUGCAGCAGUGGCCGUACCGGGCGCUGGCGCAGGCGCUGGAGGUGAUCCCGCGCACCCUGGCGCAGAACUGCGGCGCCAGCACGAUCCGCACGCUGACCGCCCUGCGCGCCAAACACUCGACCGAGGGUAACGCCACGUGGGGCGUGAACGGCGAGACGGGCGAGCUGGUCGACAUGAAGGAGCUCAAGGUGUGGGAGCCGCUGGCCGUCAAACUGCAGACAGUCAAAACGGCCGUGGAGACGGCCAUCCUGCUUCUCCGCAUCGACGACAUCGUCUCCGGCCUGAAGAAGAAGGGAGACGGCGCCGGCGGGGCCGGCGGCGCGCCCGCCGGCGUGCCCGAGCAGUGACGUCACUAACUCGCUCUCCGCUGACGUCACCGCUCACGCCCCGCCCCCCGCCGCGCGCAGCACUAAUGGUCUCUGGACUGCAGCGACGGCUGCGUGUACACCGUUCGCGCCUUUGAUUGUAAUUGCCACUCAUUAUUAAUGUUCCGCCCAAUAAACCACGUAAUUCGCCA